Didymella exigua CBS 183.55 is the source of this 891-nucleotide messenger RNA. RefSeq lists its product as uncharacterized. The transcript has a single exon. The record is from RefSeq and is a predicted model, not a curated record. The coding region runs from base 217 to 753 and encodes 178 amino acids. NCBI's taxonomy places the organism in Eukaryota, Fungi, Ascomycota, Dothideomycetes, Pleosporales, Didymellaceae.
AAUAUUCCGGCCAGCGUCCUCGAGACCUCACGGUUGAUGCUGCCGGACAAGGCAUCCAUGUCAAUCGGCGCAAUGACGGCGAUUGUAUCAGCACGAUGGCACACCCUGCUCGGAUAUAAUCUUGCGCAGCAUUGCGAGAGUUAAUCAAAUCGCGAGAGCACGUCCAGAAACGCGUGGGCAAACCUUCACGGUCAUCCCCGCACGGCAUUAAUCGAAAUGAAACGCAACGCGCAGGAUCCACUCGAGGCAGUAUUGCAGUCAGCAGUCAGCAGGAUCGCAUCAGAAUCCGCUAAGGUGCCCAUAAUACGGACCAUGGAAUUAUUAGGGGCAAGCAGUCCUUGCCAAACGAUGCUCAAGAGGUGGAGACGCGAGGUCAUACGAAAGUGGAAUUCUCCGUGGAGACAAGGUUACGGGCGUUGGUCGCUUCAGUUUACUCCGAGAUCGACUCCAAAAACAGACAAUACGCCGAGAUCCUCGACACCGACACUGAGAGCGAAGUGGAACACGCUACAGUUCCGCGAUUGCAAGCCGCGCUGCUCUACCACGGUUACAGUAGUCUGUAAGGUUCAUGAAACACGUCAAUAUCAAAUACACCGUCUUCCCGCGUUCUAUCCAUCGUGCUUCUGGCGGGCCAUCGUCUGCCGCGCGGCUAUAGUCAUCCGAUACUCCUUUGGCCGAUACGCCGAGGCCAGCAGAAAAUGCCCUGCGCCAAGCGAGCGAUACACUCCAGAAGGGGUUGCUAGUGCGGUUUAGGCGGGCAGCCCGCUCGAGCCGACGACGUGGACCUGGCACCCGCUGCAGCCAAUCGCUUCUCGGAGGGUACAGAGGUCCGACCUCACCCGUGCUCAUGCAUCUGGCAAGGCUUCCGCAUUGGGUCAGAAAUCAGCUCAC